CGAGUGUCAACAUUUUUCAGGGAAGACUAUAACUGGCUAGGUCUCCCUUCCUUUUCUCCUCAGUCCCUCAAGCACUUGCGCUCGAGACUAAGUUUCUGAAAAGUUGCAAUGCGAUUCUGGAGUGCCUUCGCCCCACUUGCUCUGCUUCCAAUCGUCGCGGCUGAUUUCUACGUGGCCCAAAUGAAUUGCAGUCAGCAAAACACGGGUAAUGUUACGCCCAUCACUGAACGGGCUGGGAUUCUUUUCACGCUGGGGCAAAUCGAGGAUUGCCUUGUUUUCGGGGGCGCGCUGGAUGAUGGCCUUCAAUACAAUUCCACAGCGAUGAUGACCAGCAAAGUUUGCGGAUAUUACGUCACAGUGGAUGUCGCAAACAACGCGUGGAGUUCCCCCUCGUUCGGAAAGACUGGGCGUUGCCAACCCUACGACCACCUCAUAGGUGAAUGCAUCCCUUGGACGAACAAACUGUGCAUUUUUGGGAUGAAGAUGGUUUGUGGUGGUGGGCCCGUCUGCUAGUAGCACCAGGAUCUGGUGGAGUAGCGACCCCAUGCCCGAGGCUGGAGUCCUACCAAGUAGAACUUACAGUGUGCGCGAAUA
Molecule: messenger RNA, 594 nt
Organism: Cantharellus anzutake
Lineage: Eukaryota; Fungi; Basidiomycota; Agaricomycetes; Cantharellales; Hydnaceae
Exons: 3
Coding region: 109-513 (134 amino acids)
Source: RefSeq, a predicted model, not a curated record